CUCUCUCUCUCUCCCUCUCUCUCCCUCUCUCUCCCUCGCUCGUUGUAAUUCAUUCAUUUCAGAGAAUUUUCCACCUUUGGAUUUGAGCUUCGAUUCGAUGGGAAGAGGACACGGUGGGGAUUUUUAGGGGGUUUACAGGGUCUGGAAUAGCAGAAUAGAAGGGGGUAUUUGUAAUUUCUCGUGAGUGGAUUUUUGGCGCUCUGUUGAAGAAGGAGAAGGUGAGUGCAAUGGACGUGGAAAGUUUGGGUUUUUCGGAGGAAGAUCGGAAGCAAUGCUCGAUUUGCUUGGAAUGCGUGGUUGAUGGAGGGGAGAGAUCGAUCGCGAAGCUCCAAUGCGGGCAUGAAUUCCAUUUAGAUUGUAUUGGUUCUGCAUUUAAUGCAAAGGGAGCAAUGCAGUGCCCAAACUGUCGGAAAGUUGAAAAAGGCCAAUGGCUGUAUGCGAAUGGAUGCCGCUCUUUUGCUGAACAUAAUGUUGAAGAGUUGGUGAAUGAAGACCUCUAUGAUCUGAGCUAUUCUGAGCUGCCACUUGGACUUCCAUGGUGUCCUGUCCGUGGAUUUAUGCAACUAGCAUCAUGGUUUGAGGAAGGCGAACCCCAGCUAAAUACCUAUCCUGAUCUUCUAGGAAGCACAGUAUUCGGGGACCAUCCAAAUGCUCCAAGUGGGACACAUGUGUGCCCAUAUCUUGCUCUCCACGGGUUUCCUCAUGCUAUACAUCACAUGCCUUCAAAUUCUGCUGAUGCCGUCCCCGAUUCCACCUCAUUUCAUCGGCAUCCAACUGGAUCAGGUGGAUCAUCAUCAAGCAAUGUGUUGAAUUCUCAUGGUUUUUCUGCAUCAGAACCACGUCACCACAAUUGGCAGCAGGCUUCUGUUCCUUUUCCAGUGUCUGGUGGUUCAGUAAACAACACAGAGCAGCCUGCAUCGCAAUUGGGUGCAAGGUUAUCAAGGAAUGACUCAAGUGGUCCGCAGAGAACAGGAUCAUACGUUCAGCCCCUUCCUUUUAUUCAUGGGACUGUUGCACGUGCCACAAGCAAUUUGGCAGCCUCACUACUACCACCCCUUGUAGGGGAUGCUAGAAAUCAAGCCCGUGGGCAUGUUGGUCAUAUAUACCAGCAUUCUGCAUCCUCUUCUCUUCGAAGUGGCCCAUUUACUCCGAACAGGAGAACAAGGCAGAGGGGUUUGACGGUUAUUUCCUCUGCCGGAACGAAUUCCUCAGCUGACAAUGGUGGCCUCUAUGGGUUCUCCUUUUCUGGGUCUAUGAAUAGGAACCCACAAGAGAGUGAUGGUAUCGGACGGCAUUUUGAUCGGUUUUAUGGGUGGGUCAGAGAAGGCAUUGCAUCCCUCCCAUGGGUCCCAGCUGAAGGCGAGUCUCAUCAGUGGUGGGGCCCUUUUCAUCCCAACCACAAUCCUCAAACAGGAAGUGUAGAUUCGAUGAGCAGGAGCUAUUUCCAUCAGAGGGCUACGUCAGCCGAGAGAGCUGUCCAAGGCCGGCCAGAUAAUAAUUAUCAACGGGUUCCUCACCCCAGGAUGACACAUUUCAUGUGAAGGGUGCUACUGCUACAUUAUGGGCCACCUUUAUGAUAUGUGGAGACCUCUGCAAGUUGUUGUAAAUUCCCAUGGUGGUGGUUUAAGGACUGCUUGUUUGGACAAUUGGACGGUAUCUGUCUACAUUUAUCUUGUAUGAGAUUUGAUAUUCUGGGAGUUUGGUGGUGAUGUUGUGAUGAUAUUAAGGCCCUUGGAGGGUCCUAAUCCUCGUGGGCAAACAUGAAUUUAUGGCAGUCAGCUUAUUGUCUAACAUUGCAGAUUGUGGAAGAGACUACAUCUGAGUAUUGAUUUUCUUCUA
This is a messenger RNA of Magnolia sinica, 1839 nucleotides long. Its product is annotated as E3 ubiquitin-protein ligase IPI1-like. The record is from RefSeq and is a predicted model, not a curated record. The transcript has 6 exons. Gene Ontology annotation, molecular function: ubiquitin-protein transferase activity. The coding region runs from base 228 to 1541 and encodes 437 amino acids. Lineage: Eukaryota; Viridiplantae; Streptophyta; Magnoliopsida; Magnoliales; Magnoliaceae.